Ceraceosorus guamensis is the source of this 793-nucleotide messenger RNA. RefSeq lists its product as hypothetical. Gene Ontology annotation, cellular component: membrane. The transcript has 2 exons. The coding region runs from base 103 to 678 and encodes 191 amino acids. Lineage: Eukaryota; Fungi; Basidiomycota; Exobasidiomycetes; Ceraceosorales; Ceraceosoraceae. The record is from RefSeq and is a predicted model, not a curated record.
ACCGCAAGGUACAAGGUGAUCCCAGGAAGCAAAGCAUCACAAAAACGUUCACCCUGGGGUCCACCUCUCAAGGCUGAGCUCACUGGAGUGAAGAGCAGCACCAUGUGGUUCCCAUUGGCACUGGCGAUCAUUCUGGCCGUACAUGGAUACAGAAAGGGCUCGCUGAGCGCUUCAGGGGCACUGGCCGCGUUUAUCUUUGGCUUCUCUACCAUGCACAAUCCUUCAGCCGCUUUUGGCAUCAUGCUCAUCGUCUUUUACUUGACUGGCUCACGCGCUACAAAGGUCAAAGCCGACAUCAAGUCCACUCUAGAGCUGGAGGCCGAACCUGGCUCGACGUCUCCCUCACCACAAUUAGCUAAGCACAAAUCGGCGACAGGAGGUCAGAGGGAUUUAUGGCAAGUAAUUUGCAACGCUCUAAAUGGCACGAUUGGCGCUCUGCUCUUUGCACAUCUCCACUCUGGCGCGCGGGCCUACAGCAUUGCACCACACUGGAUCAACAGCCUGAUGGGCGUCACUUCAGAGCCUUCUUUUUGCUUGCUGGAUAAUCGCAAAUCCAGCUCCGCACUUCUCGAAGAUCCACGCACUUGGAUCUUGUUCUCUCUCGGGCAUUUCUCCGCGAGUUGUGUCUCCCGUCCGACCAUGUGCGAGAUUGAAGCUGACUCGGUCUUACCAUCUUGAAUCCUCGAACGACGCGCAGUGCUGCAUGGGCGAUACUUUGGCGUCAGAGGUCAGACCCUAGAAGUGAAAGCUCGAAUUGCACAUGAAACGAGCUGCUGAACCGCUCGAAUGACCC